This is a messenger RNA of Eublepharis macularius, 1359 nucleotides long. It is a transcript of the gene TFAP2D, whose product is annotated as transcription factor AP-2 delta. The coding region runs from base 1 to 1359 and encodes 452 amino acids. The transcript is spliced from 8 exons. Gene Ontology annotation, molecular function: DNA-binding transcription factor activity, RNA polymerase II-specific; RNA polymerase II transcription regulatory region sequence-specific DNA binding. NCBI's taxonomy places the organism in Eukaryota, Metazoa, Chordata, Lepidosauria, Squamata, Eublepharidae. The record is from RefSeq and is a predicted model, not a curated record. Gene Ontology annotation, biological process: regulation of cell population proliferation; regulation of transcription by RNA polymerase II; anatomical structure development. Gene Ontology annotation, cellular component: nucleus.
AUGUCAACGACUUUUCCAGGACUCGUCCAUGAUGCGGAGAUACGGCACGAUGGAUCCAACAGCUACCGCUUGAUGCAACUGGGCUGCCUGGAGUCCGUGGCCAACUCCACCGUCGCCUAUUCCUCCUCGUCGCCACUGACUUACUCCACCACCGGCACCGAGUUCGCCUCGCCCUACUUCUCCACCAACCACCAGUACACCCCCCUGCACCACCAGUCCUUCCACUACGAAUUCCAGCACAGCCACCCGGCAGUCAACCCCGACGCCUAUUCCUUGAACUCGCUCCACCACUCGCAGCAAUACUACCAGCAGAUCCACCAUGGCGAGCCAGCCGACUUCAUCAACCUGCACAACGCCCGGGCCCUCAAGUCCUCCUGCCUGGACGAGCAGAGGAGGGAACUGGGUUGCCUGGACGCCUACCGGCGCCACGACCUCUCGCUCAUGAGCCACGGCUCCCAGUAUGGCAUGCACCCCGACCAAAGACUCCUGCCCGGACCCAGCCUCGGGCUGGCCACCUCAGGAGCCGAGGAUUUGCAGGGCUCAGUGGAGGCCCAGUGUGGGUUAGUGUUGAAUGGCCAAGGUGGCGUGAUAAGGAGAGGUGGUACAUGUGUCGUUAACCCCACCGAUCUCUUUUGCUCAGUUCCUGGCCGCUUAUCUCUGCUCAGCUCGACUUCGAAAUAUAAAGUGACAAUUGCAGAAGUGAAGAGACGCUUGUCCCCACCAGAAUGCCUCAAUGCCUCUCUCUUGGGGGGGAUUUUGAGAAGAGCAAAGUCCAAGAACGGGGGCCGUUGCUUGAGAGAGAAGUUAGACCGACUGGGCCUCAACUUGCCUGCAGGGAGGAGGAAAGCGGCAAAUGUCACCCUCCUGACAUCCUUGGUAGAAGGGGAAGCUCUCCAUUUGGCCAGAGAUUUUGGCUACACCUGUGAAACGGAAUUCCCAGCUAAGGCAGUUGGGGAACAUCUCGCCAGACAGCACAUGGAACAGAAGGAGCAGACAGCCCGGAAGAAGAUGAUCCUAGCAACAAAGCAAAUCUGUAAAGAAUUCCAGGACUUGCUAAGCCAAGACAGGUCACCCCUAGGAUCCUCAAGACCCACCCCAAUAUUAGACCUCGACAUCCAGAGACAUUUAACGCAUUUCAGUUUGAUCACUCACGGCUUUGGAACACCAGCAAUAUGUGCUGCCCUGAGCACUUUCCAAACCGUCCUCAGUGAAAUGCUGAACUACUUGGAAAAACACACCACGCACAAAAAUGGCGGAGCAACAGAUCCUGGCCAAGGACACGCCAACUCGGAGAAAGCCCCCCUGCGGAAAACUUCAGAGUCUGCCGUGAAAGAGGGCAAAACAGAAAAGACUGACUAG